Molecule: messenger RNA, 3074 nt
Organism: Megalobrama amblycephala (Wuchang bream)
Lineage: Eukaryota; Metazoa; Chordata; Actinopteri; Cypriniformes; Xenocyprididae
Gene: bdkrb2
Product: bradykinin receptor B2
Exons: 2
Coding region: 72-1148 (358 amino acids)
Biological process (GO): smooth muscle contraction; neutrophil chemotaxis; immune response
Cellular component (GO): membrane
Molecular function (GO): bradykinin receptor activity
Source: RefSeq, a predicted model, not a curated record
GCGCACAGGAAAGCAGCACAUCCGCAGCAGAAACACACAUCUGGAUUUGCUUUUUUGGAGGAGUGAGAAACAUGGAGCAAGACAUAAAAGCAACAACACUGUCAAUCCUUUCUACAAUUCCUACGACCGUCUCCUGGAACAACCUGACCAAUGACACCCAGUGUCCGCAUUGGGAAGUGUGGGACUGGUUGUACAUCAUGCAGCCUGCUUACAUGUUCAUCAUCUGCGUGCUGGGAAUUCUCGGGAACGUCUUCGUCCUGCUGGUCUUCGGCCUGCAUAAGAAAGCAUGUACGGUGGCGGAAAUCUACCUCGGAAACCUGGCAGCCGCCGACCUCCUGUUGGUUUUGUGUCUGCCGUUCUGGGCGAUCAACAUCGCCAAUGGGUUUGAAUGGCGAUUCGGGUCGGUCAUGUGCCGUCUGGUCAACACGGGCAUCAGAAUGAACAUGUUUUGCAGUAUUUACUUGCUGGUUUUGGUCAGCGCCGAUCGUUACGUCGCACUCGUCCAUGCCAUGUCACGCGGUAGAAUGAGACGACCUCGAUACGCCAAGCUCAACUGCAUUGCCGUUUGGUGCUUUGGAUUAAUACUCAACAUCCCAACACUUCAUUUCCGGGAUACUCAAUUCAUCCCAGAGCUGAACAUCACGGCUUGCAUUCUGGACUAUCCGAGUCCCCAUGUCGGCCUCGUUUGUGACAUCCUUCUCAUUUUGCUCGGCUUCAUCAUCCCAGUUUUGGUGAUCUCCUACUGCACGCUGAAGAUCAUUCGAGCCCUGAGCGAGCAAGUCGUCGACCGCUUUAAUGCGGAAAACACGGAAAGAAAAGCCACCAUCCUGGUGCUGGUCGUGCUGUUGGUGUUUCUCUUGUGUUGGGUGCCGUUUCACCUCGUGACCCUCAUGGAUAUCCUGAUACGCUUCGGUGUCCUCGGUGGAUGCAGCUUUCAAUCCGGUCUCGACAUCUCCAAUCAGAUAUUCACAUAUCUGGCUUUGAGCAACAGCGUGCUGAACCCGAUACUCUACGUGAUUGUGGGCAAGAACUUCAGGAAGAAAGUCAAAGAGCUGAUGAAGCAACUUACAGAGAAGAAAACAGAUUCAACAAACGGUUCUACGAGAUCACAGCUCUCGUCAACCUUAAAGACCUUCACGACAUAUUAAGACCAUUAUGCAAUAUUAUACAAUGUUCAUAGGUAAUUAUAAUUUAUAAUGUUUGUUUAAUAUGUCAGUUUUUAUGUAUACUGUAAUUUUUUUUAUUUUUUUUAAAAUUGUAAAUAAAACAUAUUAUUGGAGUGUUUUACAAGAAAACACUAUUUUAGUUUUUCUUCUUCAAAAUUUCACAUUUAAUUCAAUGCCAUUUCUUUGUAAUUCUUUGUGAAAUUUAGCAAUUUUUGAGUGAAAGUAAAUUGUACACCAUUUUUUUCCAGGUUACAAACGGUGUACAUCUUUCAUUUUAUGUUUUGAGACAGUGGUGUUUUUGAAAGUAAUUUUUUGUAUGCUGAUGCAAUGCUGAUGUUAAAAAUAAUUAAGGUCUGAAAUUAAUGGAAAGAUAUUGCAAUCAAACUCACAAUUACACUCAAAACUCCAGAUUGCAUAGAUGUUUGCAUGUCACUUUGCAUAUUAAGCAUCUGCUAAAUGAAUAGUAGCAUUUUCAAAUCUGUGUUAUUAUUACGAAAUACUUAAAAGCCCACUGAAGUGCCUUGAAAUGCGCAGCAUUAUUCAAUGUGUUUACGUAAUUUCAACUGAAACAGGAAGAUAGGGUAGGAUAUAUUGAACAGCUCCUCCCCUUUUUGUAAAAUAGCCAAUAGCAUUUUGUUUAUAUCACAGCUCAGCCAGAGCUGUUGAACUCAGUAAAGCCUCAGUUUCCUUCUAAUCUCUAACCGUUUCUCCUCCUGUGCAUAAUUUUAAAUGAGUCUGAUACGUUUUAUGGUCUGUGCAUAUGAAAAGUUACGUGUACAUGAUCCGCUCUGUGCUAUCGUAUCUCUGGACUGUGGUUCGCCUGACACUAACAUGAAACCAGACUUCAUUCACCUCAAUGGAAAGCAUAUUUACACUGUCUGAAUCAUUCCUUUCCUCCAUAUAGUGCACUAUGUGCCAUUCACCAUGUAGAAAUCUAGUAGUUGUGUGAACAAAUGAUUGAUUUCAGCUGCAGCUUCAGCAUCUAUUUAUAAUGUAGGGGGCGGGACGCUUCAGAUUUUAGAGAUCAUUUGAUUGGACAGAAAAGCUGAAGUGCAGAGUGAUGUCAUCAAAAUCAUUGAUCCAUAUUGGCGGUACAUUUUAAAUGCUUAUAUCUUCUAAAUGUGAUUUUUGUCAUUGUUUUGGGAGUACAGUAUAGCUUAUAGAUAACAGUGAUGACAUUUUGAUUCAUACAUUAGGACAAUACAAAGGCACUACUGUGGUAAUAUGGCACUUUUUGUGUGUGUAAUGCAUGUUAAAUAUCAGACAAAUACAGACAGAUGACGAUCAGAAAUACAGACAGAAUCUCUUCUAAAGAGAUUGUAAAACGCUAGGCAUGCUCUUGCUGACUUUGUAAAUGGUUACAAAGACAAACUGGGCAUUAUACACUAAAUGACUAGUUGUUCUGAACAUAAACUCACAUGGAAACAUGAGUGAAUAGACGCAGUCAGUAUGGACUCUACAGAUCACAACAGUUAGAGGUGAGUGGUGUUUAUUAUCAGUCAAAUAUUGAGGCUAAUUUGUUAUGCGAGUUCUGUUAAUUUACUUUUGUAUUUUUAUUGCAUUUUAUUGGCAGAAGGAGAAUGUUUUUGAUAUGCAGUGUCAGUGUCCAUCAUACACUACUGUGAUAUUUGUGAUAUUUGUGAUAUUUAACUCCGACUGCCUGAAAUCUGCAGAACGGCGCAGACUUUCAGCAACUAUUGUUGAAUAUAGACUGCAAAUCAGGGCAAAAAUAUGAGCAAAAGUUACGUAGUGUCCAGGCUUUAAGAGAACAGCUCUCAUCAACUUUAAAGAUAUUAAAGGGAUAGUUAGACAUAGAGACAGAAAAUUGUGUCAUCAUUUACUCACCCUAAAAUUGUUCCAAACCUGUAUGCAUUUUUUUAUUCUGCUGAACGCAAAAUAUAUAUUGAC